AUGUCCACAAUGAAAGCCACCGGCGGCCACUCCGAGGCCUGCUGCAACAUCCCACCCAUCGUCUCGUCUGGCUACCAGAAGAAGGGCGACUUCGAGACCAUCGAUGGCAGGAAGACCUACGUGACCGGCCCUGCCAAGGAAGCCACCAAGGGCAUCUUCGUUGUCAUGGACAUCUUUGGCUUCUUCGAUCAGACUGUGCAGGGCUGCGACAUCCUGGCAUCUGCCGAUGAUCACAACAAAUACGCUGUCUUCAUGCCCGACGCCUUCGACGGCGAGCCGCUGCCCAUUGACCUGUUCCCGCCCGACAACGAGGAGAAGCAGAAGAAGGUCGGCGCCUUCUUCGGCAAGAACAGCCCGCCUAGCUUCGUGCCCAAGGCCCAUUCUGCCGUCAAGGCUGCACAGGAGAAGUACCCGAACAUCAAGGAGUGGGGUGUGGCUGGCUUCUGCUGGGGGUCCAAGGUCAUUUCGCUGUCGCUCGCAUCCGGCGAGAGCCCUUUCAAGAUUGCCGCCGAGUUGCACCCGGCUAUGGUUGAUGCUAAGGAUGCCGAAAGCAUCAAGGUUCCUCUGAUUAUGCUGGCCUCCAAGGACGAGGACGCUGAAGACGUCAAGAAGUUCGAGGCUGCUCUCACGGGGCCCAAGCAUGUCGAGAUCUUCGAGGACCAGAUCCACGGCUGGAUGGCUGCGCGUUCCGACCUGACGGAUAAGCGCGUCCAGGAGGAAUACAUACGCGGCUACAAGACGGUUCUGACCUUCUUUGCUAACAACUUCCAGUAA
This is a messenger RNA of Diaporthe amygdali, 774 nucleotides long. Its product is annotated as dienelactone hydrolase family protein. Bases 1 to 774 code for a protein of 257 amino acids. Gene Ontology annotation, molecular function: hydrolase activity. Lineage: Eukaryota; Fungi; Ascomycota; Sordariomycetes; Diaporthales; Diaporthaceae. The transcript is spliced from 3 exons. The record is from RefSeq and is a predicted model, not a curated record.